This is a messenger RNA of Hemibagrus wyckioides, 2842 nucleotides long. RefSeq names its product melatonin receptor 1A b (gene mtnr1ab). Gene Ontology annotation, cellular component: membrane. The coding region runs from base 202 to 1257 and encodes 351 amino acids. Gene Ontology annotation, biological process: G protein-coupled receptor signaling pathway. The record is from RefSeq and is a predicted model, not a curated record. Gene Ontology annotation, molecular function: melatonin receptor activity. The transcript has 2 exons. Lineage: Eukaryota; Metazoa; Chordata; Actinopteri; Siluriformes; Bagridae.
UUGAACUCGUCGCCCGAAUUAUCAAAUGUGAAUUCGCUCCAAAGCUAUAAAAGUGCGUGCGCACGUGCUGCCUCGCGACCGACGCACCGGACGCAAGGAGGCUUAAUUCACGCUCUUUUCCAGCCAGUCCAAACUAGACUACUCGAAAAGUUUUGCAAUGGCGCCAACACCUGUAAGUGAUGCUGAAAAGUGAGGUUUAAAAUGAACACAAAUGGCAGCAUAUUAGCGAACAGUUCCACGCUGCCCCCUCACGAGCUCACACUCGGCCGUCCUCGUUGGCUUUCUAGCACUCUGGGGAGCGUGCUCAUCUUCACCAUCGUGGUCGACAUACUGGGCAACCUGCUGGUUAUUUUCUCCGUGUACAGGAAUAAGAAGCUCAGAAACGCAGGGAAUAUAUUUGUGGUGAGCCUGGCAGUGGCAGACCUAGUCGUGGCAGUUUAUCCCUACCCACUGGUGCUGAUGUCUAUUUUCAACAAUGGAUGGAACCUGGGUUUUGUACAUUGCCAAAUCAGUGGCUUUCUGAUGGGCCUAAGUGUCAUUGGGUCCAUAUUUAAUAUCACCGGCAUUGCUCUAAACCGGUACUGUUACAUUUGUCACAGCCUCAAGUAUGACAAGCUCUACAGCGACAAAAACUCCCUUUGCUACGUCAUCCUAAUAUGGAUCCUAACUGUUGUCGCUAUUGUGCCAAACUUCUUCGUGGGCUCGCUGCAGUAUGACCCCCGAGUGUACUCGUGCACAUUCGCGCAAUCAGCCAGUUCGGCCUAUACCAUUGCCGUGGUCUUCUUUCACUUCAUCCUUCCCAUACUGGUCGUCACCUAUUGCUACAUGAGGAUCUGGAUUCUGGUCAUUCAGGUGCGGAGACGUGUCAAGCCCGAGUUCCGACCCAAACUUACGCCACAUACAGUGAGGAAUUUUGUCACCAUGUUUGUAGUGUUCGUGCUUUUCGCCAUCUGUUGGGCACCGCUUAACUUUAUCGGCCUGGCCGUUGCCGUGAACCCUGAGCGGGUGGCGCCUCUCAUCCCGGAGUGGCUCUUUGUAUUCAGUUAUUUCAUGGCCUACUUUAACAGCUGCCUUAAUGCCAUUGUGUAUGGACUUCUCAAUCAGAACUUUAGACAAGAGUACAAAAAAAUCAUCAUCUCAUUUUGCACUGCUAGGAUGUUCUACCCAGACAGCUCUAAUGACGCUGUAGACAGGAUGAAAAGCAAGCCAUCCGCUUUAAUGUCAAACAACAACCAAGUGAAAGUUGACUCAGUGUAAACACUUGAAGGUUUAAGUCAAGAUGAGCAAGACAUACUCCAAAUACCCCUCUGCACCCCUUGGGACUGUAAAUGGUACUAUAUACAUAUAAUAAACCUAUAAACAAUGUAUUCAGGCAUACAGGGCGUAUGGAUUUUCUUUAACAGAUUCUUUUUUAAAUGGUGCAUUGCAGAUAUCCUGUCUCAUGUUUACAUUUCAUAAUGGGGAAAGACGGAUUUAUUUAUUGUGACAGUUUUUAUUGAUAUUUUACGGCUAUCAUUUUGUUCCCAAAUGUCACCUCAAAGUAACAUAAAAAAAAUUUUGAUUUAACAUAUUAUAAUUGUACAUAUUGCAUUUGACAUUUGAUAACGGUCUUUGCCCACGGUCAAAAUACAAAGAGGUUGUCUACAGCACAUGAAAACCCCCUUUUAAGCCCUGGAGCUUAAUAUAUAAUUGCUGUUUGGCACUAAACAGUCAGCAAGGUUAUGUUACUUUGCGGAAUACAAAUAUAUUUUGACUCCAUUGAUGGAUUGGUGAACAAAUUGCACUGUAUGUUUUUGAUUGGGAAUUUCUAUAUUUUUAUAACCUUCUUGUAUGUGGCAUAGUAUACAGGGUGAUUCAAAAGUGUUAGUGCCAUUUUUGUGGUGUCAGUGUCAAAAGACACUGUAAUACUCUAGUCGAACCAUCCAUGUGCAAACUCAAGCUGGUAGCAACUUCACCAAAAAUGACAACAGUACUGUAAAGAAAACUGUAAAGAAAACUGCUGCCAGUAUGCUUUAACAUUGUUUAAUUUUUUUUUUUUUAAUCAACCUGUACAUGAAGAAGAACGUUUAAAAAAUCGAAAGCUUGACAAGAGGAUGAAGUAAAAGUGCUGGAAAUAUUUAUCAUGGAAGGCUGAAUAGGUAAUGCAAAAUUUCAGGUCAUAUGGAGAAUUGCUGUGAGCAAAAUAAACCUGGUGAUAAUGAUCUGUUUGUAUUUGUGCAUGCUCCAAAUUCUGUGUGCAAAACACCUUUAUUGUGUCACUUUGCUGUCAGACAUUUUAUACAUCACUUUUGUUUUCAACAUAAAGCAAAAUGACUGAACAUAUUUGUUUGUCUGUCUUUGAGAUGUCACAUGAGUCUUUUACUGAAAUAAGCCUAGUGCUGCCUGUACACACAGGGUAUUUAUUUUCAUAUUCUCUCUCAAGAUUUUUUAAAAAUACAAUUGUGAAUGUAGGAUUACAAAUUUAUGACGAUUAUCCCAUUUAUUAUGUUGCCACAUUCUCGGGUAUUGUCAUAUUUUCAGAAACUGCAAUCCAGCUUUGCGGGUUUUUUUUGUUUUUGUUUUUUUGCUCCAAGUCUAAUCUGGCAGACAAGAAAAACUUUAAAAUACUUUGGAUCAUCUGAGGAGAAACCGAUUUCUGGGCCAAAUGAUCUGUUUUACGUAUUUUCUUAUCACAAUGAUGCCUCCAGUAGGUUUGCCGGAUAUCUGUCAGCAAUAGAAUCAGACGUUGAGGUAGGUUUCUAUCCAUGCACGAUUCUUUCAUAGAAUGAUUCAUCUUGUGCAUCCUGACCAUACACAGUGUACAAUCGCUGAGCUAUUUUUAAGUGCAAGUUGCUGUGUCCAU